AUGGCUGCGGCACAAGAUCCCUACCUGGUUAUCCCAGGCUCCUCGGCUUUCUCCGACUUCCGCUGCGCGAAGCUCGCGCGCGAGUUGGGAGCUGAGGAGGUGCGCGCCAUCUGGAUUCACUUUGUCAAUCCGACUGGCGAGCUGGAGAGCGACCAAUUGAAGACCCUCGAGCAGCUUCUUUUCUACGGCGACAUCCCCUCUGCCGACGACCGCCUGUACCAGACUAUCCUCGACGCCCUCACCCGCAAUGGCGAGCCCCGCGACGAAAACACCGCCCUCUUCUACGUCUGCCCUCGUCCUGGCACCAUUUCACCCUGGAGCACUCAGGCAACCAACAUCGCUCAUGUUUGCGGCCUCAAGGAGUCGGUGAAGCGCAUCGAGCGCGGCAUGGUCAUUGCCGCUACCUUCCCCGCGGAUAAGCGCCCCGCUAGUACCGACAUCCCGCUCCCCGACCUCCUGCACGACCGCAUGACCCAGACUAUCAGUAGGUCUCAGCCGGACCUCAACUACACUUUUGGCGAGCAUGAGCCUGCUCCUGCGACCAGCGUCGACCUGCUUGCCGAGGGCUCAACGCCCAAGGAGGCGUUAGAGAAGGCAAACAAAGAGCUGGGACUAGCGCUCGAUGCGGCUGAGAUAGACUAUCUGGUCGAGGCGUACACUGAGCAGCUGAAGAGGGGCCCCGUCGAUGUUGAGCUGUUCAUGUUUGCUCAGGUCAACUCUGAGCACUGCAGGCACAAGCAAUUCAAUGCCGACUGGACUAUUGAUGGCGUCAAGAAGCCCAUGAGCCUCUUUGGCAUGAUCAAGAACACGCAUAAGAAGCACCCCCAAUACACCGUCAGCGCGUACAGCGAUAACGCUGCUGUCCUGGAAGGCGACAAUGCCAGCUUCUGGGCUCCUAACAACGCGACUGGAGAGUGGGUGCAGACCAGGGAGUUGGUCCACUUCCUCGCAAAGGUGGAGACUCACAACCACCCGACUGCUGUGUCGCCUUACCCCGGAGCUGCCACCGGCUCCGGCGGUGAGAUCAGAGAUGAGGGCGCUGUUGGUCGUGGAUCCAAGCCUAAGGCCGGUCUCUGCGGCUUCAGCGUCUCGGAUCUGCACAUCCCUGGCUUCGAGCAGCCUUGGGAAGUGGAUGUUGGUAGGCCGGCGCACAUUGCCAGCGCCUUGGACAUUAUGCUGGAGGCACCUAUUGGUAGCGCUGCGUUCAACAACGAGUUCGGUCGCCCUUGCACUACUGGUUACUUCCGUACCCUGACUACUAAGAUCCCGGUCAACGAGGAUACCGAGGUUAGGGGUUACCACAAGCCCAUCAUGAUUGCUGGUGGUGUUGGUACCAUCCGGCCGCAGUUCGCGCUCAAGGACCCUGAACUUGUUAUCCCUGGUGACCAUCUGAUUGUCCUCGGUGGUCCUGCCAUGCUUAUUGGCCUCGGCGGUGGCGCCGCAUCCAGUGUCCAGUCCGGCGAGGGCUCGGUGGAGCUUGACUUCGCCAGUGUCCAAAGAGGCAACGCUGAGGUGCAAAGGAGAGCACAGGAAGUCAUCAACACUUGCACGUCUCUGGGUCCGCAGAAUCCCAUCAAAUUCAUCCACGACGUUGGUGCAGGUGGUCUCUCUAACGCACUGCCGGAGCUGGUCCACGAUUCCGGACUCGGCGCAACCUUUGAGCUGCGCGAGGUUGACAAUGCCGAUAAGGGCAUGAGCCCUCUCCAGAUUUGGUGCUGUGAGGCGCAGGAGCGUUAUGUUAUGGCGGUCGGUCCUGAUGGCCUUGAUCAAUUCAAGCGCAUCUGCAAGAGGGAACGUUGCGGCUUUUCUGUUGUUGGUGAAGCAACUGGCGAGAAGUCCUCCCACAACAACCAGCUCAUUCUCAUGGACCGCGACUCUGAGGACUACCCCAAGCCCAUUGAUCUGCCCAUGUCGGUUCUUUUCGGCAAGCCCCCGAAGAUGUCGAGGGUUGUGGACUCCAGACAGCUCAAGCUUCCUGUCUUUGAUACUAGCUUGACUUCAUAUCUUCCGGACUUUGAUCAUGAGGGCCUCUUCCCAGAGGCUGUUUCUAGAGUCCUGUCCCUCCCAUCUGUUGGUUCCAAGUCUUUCCUGAUCACUAUUGGCGAUCGUACUGUCGGCGGUCUCACAGUUCGUGAUCAGAUGGUUGGCCCUUGGCAAGUUCCUGUCGCUGACGUCUCCGUGACGGCCACUUCGCUUCUUCCUGGCGUCAAGACCGGCGAGGCUAUGGCCAUGGGCGAGAAGCCCAACCUCGCACUCAUUUCCGCCGCUGCUUCGGCCCGCAUGGCCGUUGCAGAGUCGCUCAUGAACUUGGCUGCGGCUAGCAUCCCUGAGCGCCUGUCCCGCGUUCGCCUCUCUGCCAACUGGAUGGCUGCUAGCAGUCACCCUGGUGAGGGCGCAGCUUUGUAUGAAGCUGUCGAGGCCAUUGGUAUGGAUCUGUGCCCCAAGCUCGGCAUCAGCAUUCCCGUUGGCAAGGACUCGAUGUCGAUGAAGAUGAAGUGGCAGGAUUCUGCUUCCAAGGAAGCCCGCGAAGUCACCGCCCCUCUCUCGUUGGUCAUCUCCGCUUUCGCGCCGGUUGACCUCAUCGAACGGACGUGGACGCCUGCUCUUCAACGCCUUGAAGACGUUGGCGAGACCAUCCUCCUCUUCGUCGACCUUGCCCAGGGCAAGAAGGCUAUGGGUGGUUCUGCCGUGGCUCAGGUCUUCGGCCAGGUCGGCGACGAGGCUCCUGACGUCCGCGAUGCUGACUUGCUUCGGGACUUCUACGAUGCCGUCGAGCAGCUUCACGAAGCCGGCAUCGUCCUUGCCUACCACGACCGCUCCGAUGGUGGCCUUUUCACUACCUUGGUGGAGAUGAUGUUUGCCGGCCGUUGCGGUCUUGAAGUCAUGCUGGAUGAGCUGUGCCCCAGCAAGGACACCAAGGACAUGAUCGAGGCGCUGUUCAACGAAGAGCUCGGCGCUGUCUUCCAGGUCAGGAAGAAGGAUGAGAUCGAGUUCCGCCGGUGCUUCGCCACUUGCGGCCCGCCUGCUGGCAUGAUCAAGAAGAUCGGCCGCGUACCAGUCGUUACCAAGCAGAACUUGGUGCUCACUUCCUCAGCCCGCAUUGUUUACAAGGAGAGCCGCAAGGAGCUCCAGCACCAGUGGGCUGCUACGUCGCACCAGAUGCAGAGGCUUCGUGACAACCCGGCCUGCGCCGACUCUGAAUAUCAGAGCAUCCUCGAUGAUGUUGAUCCUGGUCUUGCGUACAACCUGACCUUCAACCCGAGGGACAGCAUCCUGCCUAUCACGACUUCUCUUACCUCCAUGGUCGCGGCCAGGCCUCGGGUUGCUAUUCUUCGCGAGGAGGGUGUCAACGGUCAAGCCGAGAUGGCCUUUGCCUUCAACGUUGCCGGUUUCUCGGCUAUUGACGUUCACAUGACGGAUAUCCUCACGGGUCGCGUUUCGCUCGCCUCGUUUGCUGGUCUCGCCGCUUGUGGUGGCUUCUCAUACGCUGACGUUCUCGGCGCCGGCCAGGGUUGGGCCAAGAGCGUGUUGCUCCACCCCGAGGCUCGCAAGGAGUUCGAAGAUUUCUUCGAGCGCAAGGACACCUUUGCUCUUGGUGUCUGCAACGGUUGCCAGUUCCUGUCGCGCAUCAAAGAGCUCAUCCCCGGUUGCCAGUCCUGGCCAACCUUCGAGCGCAACCUCAGCGAGCAAUACGAGGCCCGUGUUUGCAUGGUUGAGGUGCAAGAUCCUCCUGCUACUCCCACGACCCCUCAGUCCGUUUUCCUCCACGGCAUGCACGGCUCCAUGCUUCCCAUCGUUGUCGCACAUGGCGAGGGCCGCGCCACCUUCCCCGCGUCCCCGAGCUCGGGCUCGUCGGCCGAGGCGCUCCAGAACGAUGGCCUCGUCGCGCUACGCUACGUCGACAACUACAAGCGGCCAACGGAGCGCUACCCCUUCAACCCCAACGGUAGCCCCAACGGUAUCACCGGUGUCAGGAGCCCCGACGGCAGGGUGCUGGCGAUGAUGCCUCACCCGGAGCGCACUAUCCUCAAGGAUGUGGCUAGCUGGGCGCCAAAGGACAUGGCCGAGCAGUGGGGCGAGUUCGGUCCUUGGGUGCGCAUGUUCAAGAGCGCGAGGAGGUGGGUUGGCUGA
Messenger RNA from Lasiodiplodia theobromae, 4131 nucleotides. RefSeq names its product Phosphoribosylformylglycinamidine synthase. Bases 1 to 4131 code for a protein of 1376 amino acids. The transcript has a single exon. Gene Ontology annotation, biological process: 'de novo' IMP biosynthetic process. The record is from RefSeq and is a predicted model, not a curated record. Gene Ontology annotation, molecular function: phosphoribosylformylglycinamidine synthase activity. NCBI's taxonomy places the organism in Eukaryota, Fungi, Ascomycota, Dothideomycetes, Botryosphaeriales, Botryosphaeriaceae.